AUGCAAGCUGCCGUAUGGGGAGGCGCGAAGCGAUGCCGGCAGCCGGCACUCCUCUGGCGCGACCAGGGUGGGGAGAAUAUAUCGUCCAGACGACCGAGCCCCGCCGCUCGGACCACUCUCAAGACGACUGUCUCUGCCAGCCCUCCCUCCCUACCUGCCAGCCUCAUUCGUAGCGCUGAUGAGUGGUCGAGUCGGCCAGUUGCCCCGCCAACCCGUUUGCCCAUUCGGCAGAGGUACCGGCCCGCCUUAGCCACAGACGCAGGCAACUAA
Messenger RNA from Protopolystoma xenopodis, 270 nucleotides. The record is from the annotation of a GenBank genome assembly. Lineage: Eukaryota; Metazoa; Platyhelminthes; Monogenea; Polystomatidea; Polystomatidae.